Molecule: messenger RNA, 1054 nt
Organism: Brassica napus (rape)
Lineage: Eukaryota; Viridiplantae; Streptophyta; Magnoliopsida; Brassicales; Brassicaceae
Product: putative RING-H2 finger protein ATL69
Exons: 1
Coding region: 400-873 (157 amino acids)
Biological process (GO): protein ubiquitination
Molecular function (GO): transferase activity
Source: RefSeq, a predicted model, not a curated record
UCCUUUCACCAAAAAAAAAAAUCUAAUCUCAAAUGAUCACUAACAUUUUUCAAAAUAUUUAUCAUAUAUACAAAUGUUCAUAUAACAUUGGCAAAACGGGAACAUUUGAGACUUUGCAUAACGUCUAAGGAACUUUUUGGGUUGGUUUCCGAGCUAAAAUAUAAAACCUUUUAUAGAAUCACUAAAGAUCUAGAGUCAACGAUCCAUAAUAAUAUAAGAAGAUGAAAGAUUCAAGGUCAUAACUUCAUAUACCCCCAAUUAAAAUAUACUACAUAACAAUGUUCUGAAGCAACAUUUAAUUGUCCGGGGACUACGCCAAACUUGUCUCCUCCUAUACAAACUCUUCUUCUCCUUCCACGUUUUAGUUUAUUUCUCUCUCACAAACUCUCUCCACAUACAAUGCUUCCAACAAAUCCUCCGGCCACUGGGGUUGGACUCGGUUACGGCAUCGCCAUCGCCGUGAGCAUCCUCAUCCUCAUCUCCACUAUAAUGCUCGCUUCAUACAUCUGCAUAAGGUCAAAAUCUGCUCCAAGAGACGGAGCCACGAGCGAGGGAGUUCUUGACUCGCCGGCGGCUGAGGUGAAGCUCGGACUGGACCGGCCUGUUAUAGAGUCAUAUCCAAGGAUAGUGCUUGGUGAGAGCAGAAGAUUACCGAGGCCCAAUAACGGUCCAUGUUCGAUAUGCCUAUGUGAUUACGAAGCUAGAGAUCCGGUUCGGUGUAUACCGGAAUGUAAUCACUGCUUUCAUGCUGAUUGUGUUGAUGAGUGGCUCCGGACAAGUGCCACGUGCCCUCUUUGUAGAAACUCACCGGCUCCUUCUAGGCUUGCCACACCAUUGUCUGAUUUGGUCCCAGUCGCCUUUCAAAUCAGGUGAAGGUUAAAUACCUCUUUGUUUCAAUCAUAACAUUCCUUCAAGGCUCCAAUUAUCUUACUCUUUUUUGUGCUUAGAGAUUAGAACUAGUGAGUAUUGUUAUGGUUCAAAUUUGUUAUAUUCCGAGAAAUACUCAAUAAGAACAUUCGUAUUGAUGAAGUGCAAGUUAGAGUUCUUGCUAUUA